AUGGAGUCCACACGAGCUACCAAACUUAGAAAGGAGGCAAAGGCUAUCGCCGCCGACCGAAGAAAGCAUAAGGAGAAGUGUCGUUUGGUGCAACGAUGGGUUUACGACAAGUACAAGCCCAGUACCGCUGGUAGCGACGAAGAAGCUCAACUCGACGCUUACGACGGGGAAACUUCUGCUGAGAAAGCGGUUAUCAGCACACAGCCAGCAAAGCGUUCAGUCUGGCAUCUCCCGGCCUCAUUAAAUGGGCGACCAGGGCCAAGAGGCUUGGCUUUGGGCACGAUGCUUCAGGUUGCAGAACAUUGCUACCAGAUUUCCACCAACGAUUUCGACAGUAUGAGCUUAUGUGACCACAUCCACCACAUCCAGGAAGCUUUACAACCAGACAACUCGCCGACGCCAGUCUUGAAAACACUAGUGACUCAACCUUUAGUAGUCCAGGCCCAACAUCAGCAAUAUCUGGCCCAGAAAGAUUUCACAGCCUGUGUGGCCAAGAUUGCUAUCCACAGCAACUUACCAGGAAUCUUCAAGAAAAACUUGAAGACGUGCAAGGACUGUUACGAUAAAUUCCGACCUGGUUUAAAGUCCUGCCCAUGCGCCAAGACCAAGCAAACCUGUCUUCAUGGUCCAUGUCGCUACCACCCAGGUCAAAUUAAAUCCUGGGGAGUGGAUUGCGGUAAUCUGGACUUCCUGACAAAGGAAAAGGUCACCAUUCAGGAAUUCGACAUAUGGAUUCACCAGUGCUACUGGGACUGCUGUGGUGCCAAGCUGGUGCCCGUCGACCCUGAUACGGGACGGCGUAGCCAGAAGAGAAAGAAGGCACCUCCACAGCCUUGGGAGAUUGCAAAUGAUAUAGACGGAAGCGUGGGUUGCAUGACCCGGGACCACCACGUUGCGAUUCAGUAG
Messenger RNA from Daldinia loculata, 906 nucleotides. RefSeq lists its product as uncharacterized. The coding region runs from base 1 to 906 and encodes 301 amino acids. Lineage: Eukaryota; Fungi; Ascomycota; Sordariomycetes; Xylariales; Hypoxylaceae. The transcript is spliced from 2 exons. The record is from RefSeq and is a predicted model, not a curated record.